UUCAAUCAUUCCAAGGUCCAGUAAGCGGAAACUAUCCCCAUUCUUCAAUGCUUUCUUUCUCAUUGCUGUCACUGCUUUCACACUCCUCCCUCUACCCCUGUAUCCUUUCAUUCAUUGUGUCUUUCUCUCUCUGAGCUUUCUGGGUUUCUGGUGUUCACAAUUCACAAAGAGGUAAGCUUUUUCUUUGAAACCGAGCUCUGCAUUUUCAACGGUCACUUUGUGUGGGUGUGGAGAUGCUUCCUCUGUUCUUGUUGGCUCUUGUCAUCUGCAACUUCCUUGGUUUAGUGGGUUCCUUGAAUGAUGAAGGGUAUGCUCUGUUGUCAUUUAAGCAGUCCAUUUACCAGGACCCAGAAGGGUCUUUGAGUAACUGGAACUUCUCAGAUGACAACCCUUGUUCAUGGAAUGGGAUUACAUGCAAGGAUCAAAGAGUUAUUUCUGUUAGCAUUCCAAAGAAGAAGCUAUAUGGUUUUCUUCCUUCGGCUUUGGGUUCUCUCUCUGAUCUUCGACAUGUAAAUUUGAGGAACAACAGGUUUUUUGGUAGCUUGCCUGCUGAGCUUAUUAGAGGUCAGGGGUUACAGAGUUUGGUCCUUUAUGGGAAUUCCUUUUCUGGGUCUUUGCCGGAUGAAAUAGGGAAGCUGAAAUACCUUCAAAUCUUAGAUUUGUCGGAGAAUUUCUUCAAUGGGUCGUUGUCUGCAUCAAUUACUCAAUGUAAGAGGCUAAAAACCCUUGAUCUUAGCCAGAACAAUUUCACUGGUCCUCUGCCUGAUGGAUUUGGGGUUGGUUUGCUUUCUCUUGAAAGACUUGAUCUUUCAUUCAAUACUUUCAAUGGUUCAAUUCCUAGUGAUAUGGGAAAUUUGUCUAAUCUGCAAGGAACUGUGGAUUUAUCUCAUAAUCUCUUCAGUGGUUCAAUCCCACCUAGCCUAGGGAAUCUUCCAGAAAAGGUGUAUAUUGAUCUCACUUAUAACAACUUGAGCGGGCCAAUACCUCAGAAUGGUGCUCUGAUGAAUAGAGGACCAACUGCAUUUUUAGGGAAUCCUGGGCUCUGUGGACCUCCAUUGAAGAACCCAUGUUCUUCGGGUACUCCUGGUGCAGCGAGUUCACCUUCUUCAUAUCCCUUUCUACCAAAUAAUUAUCCUUCCGAGAAUACAGGUGAUAAUGGAGGAAAGAAAGGGAGAGGGCUGAGUAAAAGUGCUGUUAUUGCAAUAAUAGCGUGUGAUGUAAUUGGAAUAUGCCUUGUGGGCUUGCUGUUCUCUUAUUGUUAUUCAAGAAUUUGUGCAUGUAGCAAGGCUAAGGAUAAGAAUCGGUGUGGUUUUGAGAAGGGAAGCAAGGAAAGAAAGGAGUGUUUGUGCUUUACAAAAGAUGAGUCAGAGACUUUAUCAGAAAACAUGGAGCAGUAUGAUCUUGUGCCGCUGGACACACAGGUGGCAUUUGAUUUGGAAGAGCUGCUUAAGGCCUCAGCUUUUGUUUUGGGGAAGAGUGGAAUUGGCAUCGUGUACAAAGUGGUUCUUGAAGAUGGGCUUGCCUUAGCUGUUAGAAGAUUGGGUGAAGGAGGUUCACAGAGGUUUAAGGAAUUCCAGACAGAAGUAGAGGCCAUUGGAAAGCUGAGGCAUCCUAAUAUUGUAACUCUCAGGGCUUACUAUUGGUCUGUUGAUGAGAAGCUGCUGAUAUAUGAUUUUGUACCCAACGGCAGCCUCGCCACUGCACUUCAUGGGAAGCCAGGAAUGAUAUCAUUCACUCCAUUACCAUGGUCUGCUCGAUUAAAAAUCACAAAAGGAGUAGCAAAAGGCUUGGUCUAUCUCCAUGAAUUCAGCCCCAAAAAAUACGUACAUGGAGAUCUGACGCCAAGUAACAUCUUGCUUGAUGAGAACAUGGAACCGAGGAUUUCUGAUUUUGGACUUGGGCGUCUUGCUAACAUUGCUGGAGGGUCCCCAACCGUGCAAUCUAGCAGAUUGCAUGUGGAGAAACCGCAAGAAAGACCACAGAAGAGUGCGUCCUCACAAGUUACUGCAGUUCAUUCUUCUAUUAACUUGGGGUCUUUUUACCAAGCUCCGGAAGCACUGAAAGUGGUGAAACCAUCACAGAAGUGGGAUGUCUACUCCUAUGGGGUGAUUUUACUGGAAAUGAUCACUGGAAGAACACCAUUAGUCCAUGUGGGGUCCUCAGAAAUGGAUCUUGUCCAAUGGAUUCAGCUUUGCAUUGAAGAGAAAAGGUCACUUUUAGAUGUUCUAGAGCCGUUCUUGGCUCUAGAUGCAGAUAAGGAAGAGGAGAUAAUUGCAAUUCUAAAGAUCGCAAUGGCCUGUGUUCAUACCAACCCUGAAAGAAGACCAGCAAUGAGGCACAUCUCUGAUGCUUUGGACAGAUUAGUUGUGUCCUCCGAAUGAGAAACCUAAUUAAACCAACAUUUGAGGUUCUUUUUCAAAGCUAGACGUUCAUUUGUGUUUUGUCAUUACAUUGAGUUUGGUACAAUUACAAGAUGUUGGUUAGUUCCACUUCUGCUUCAGCUGAAAAUGAUUCCCGCUGAAUUGCAGCAAACCAGCAAUGGUGAAAGAUGGUACAAUUUUAGUAGUUAAGGGAAGGUCUUCAAUCUUCAUGUUUUCCUGUAGGAUUCCCUUUGUGAUCACUGCUCUAGGGCUUAGCUGACCAGCUGUGAGCUUUUCUAUUUCUAGUAGGCAUUUGUAUCUGUAUGAAUUGGUCAGUACACGUGGAAGGUUGUUUUUUCUUCUUGCUCUUAUUGCAGACCCUUUGUCUCUUUCGUUUUCUUGUUCAAUAAAAUUAAUUAUUUUAC
Rubroshorea leprosula is the source of this 2785-nucleotide messenger RNA. The record is from the annotation of a GenBank genome assembly. NCBI's taxonomy places the organism in Eukaryota, Viridiplantae, Streptophyta, Magnoliopsida, Malvales, Dipterocarpaceae.